Molecule: messenger RNA, 2577 nt
Organism: Moneuplotes crassus
Lineage: Eukaryota; Ciliophora; Spirotrichea; Euplotida; Euplotidae
Source: the annotation of a GenBank genome assembly
AUGGCCCAACAAGAAUUUGAUUUUUCUGUAAUCGACAUAAACCUAGAAGAUGGUUCAGCCAAUGCUAGCAGCGUUGGCUGCUACAUCAGCCUAGAUGGCCAGGAGAUAGACUGCAUCCAAUUCGGAGAUACAGACCAUAGGUUGGUCCUUGGAUUAGAAAAAUCAGGAGCUAUUCUUAGAGCCACUGUUAAAUCUCUUGUGAAUGAAGCCACAUUAGGCUCAAUUUCAUUCGCAAGUGAGUCCUUUUACAAGAAUGCCACUAAAUCUACUAAAGAGAUCUGGGUUACUCUCUUCGAUCACGAAGAUGACGACCUCUACGAUGGGAAUUUCAAGCAAGAUGAUACUGAAAAACCAAGAAUAUUAGUAUCUUUGACAAAGGGUGACUCCCCGACAAUAAGGAAGCAAGGAGCAACCAAGACUACUACCACAAGAGUCUGCCCUAAGAAGAUAGAGGUGAGAACUCCUAUCGAAACUUCAAGUGUCUACUCUGGAACAGUGACCUACACUCUUGAGUCCUUCAUAACUGAGCUCAGAAAUCUCACAAAGGAAGGAAUCGAAACUUUAAGAUCAGAGAUUGAUGAUAUCAACUUUGAGAAUAACGAAAAAGUCACCAUCUUGGCUAACCUUGAGGUCCUUCAUAAAGAGCUCCAAGGAGAACAUGUCGAAGAUCUAAAAUUUACAGAAUCCUUAGAAGCAGUCAAAGACCAAAUUGAAAAAGAUUUUAGUAAACAGAAGGAAGACUUAGACGAUGAACUUAAAGCUUUACUUACAAAGAUCACUAAAAUUAUGGAAGACAUGAAGCAGCUUGAAGAGGCAAAAGAAGAGGCUACAAAUGAGAAUCAGAGACUCAAGAAAAUUGUUGAUACACCUGAAGAUCCCAAAGAAAGUGGAUUGACUCAGCAAGCUGUUGAUCUCAGACAAGAAGACUCUAAAUUGAAAGAUCUUUCUGAUCAACUGACAACAGAAUUCACCACAACCAAGGAUGGAAGGAACGAAUACAUCCAACAGCAUAGUGACUUAGCAGAAGAGCUUGAAAGCACAAUUCAGAAGUUUCAUGACCAACUACGCAUACUAACAAGUGAUGUUAAAAUCUUAUCUAAUGAAUCUGAUAAGUUGAAGCAAGAAGAAGGCUCUCUUAUCAAACAAGAUAGUAUUUUAAAGCGAAGACUUCCUCUGACUAAAUUUGACCUAAAAUCUUUCAGAAGAGAAUACGAUAGGAUUAAAAUUGAAUACUCAGAUUCUGACGCUGAGUUCAUAAGGUAUAUAUCCGAACUAAGGAAAAAUAUCGAAGCCCAAAAGUCCAUUAUUGAUGGUUUAUUAAAGGAAAUAGCUAGAAAGACAAACGAAAGUUCAGAUUUUAAUAACAAAUCUCAAAGACAGAAGAGCCAAAUAGCUCAUCUCCAAGAGGAACUUGACAAGAUUGCUCAAAUAAAAUACGAGGAAAACUACACCAAACUUAGUGGAGAACUCAGAAAAGCAGAGGAGCAAAGGAAGGCCCACCAGGAUGCUCUUGAGAAUGCUCAAGGCUGUCUCUCCACCAAGCUCCAACUGUUUUCUGAAGAACUUGAUGCUAGGAAGGCGCAUAGAAUUGAACAAGAAGGCAAGAUUGAUGAAGUCUUCCAGAAUUUAGAAGCCAUCACAACUGAGAUCAACAACUUGUUGAAAGAAAUUGAGGUUAUUGAGACAAGAGUAUUCACUGAUGGCAACAGAAAUAGGCUAAAUGACAAACUCUCUGAAGAAAGAGAGUCUCUUGACAACAAACUUCAGUUCUAUUUUGAUGAAAAGAACAAACUUCUCUCAGAACUAAAAGAAGCACUUGCUGAUUUUGAUCAGAGACAGGAUAAGGUCACUGAACAAGAGAGGCUCAUCGCCUCUCUUCAGAGUGACAUCAAGCAGAUCAAAGUUCUUAUCGAGGAGAAGAAGGAAAUUAUCAUCCAACUAGAGCAAGAAAUUCAUAUUUCAAAUGAAAGAAUUGAAGAACUUCAGAAAAAUAUUGACGAUAGGGACAAAGAGAUAGAAGACAUGCUCAGAAUGUUGGCUCAUAAAGAUGCCAGGAUCGAGGAACUCACUGCUUUCUUAGGAGACUCCCCACCUCCACCGAAGCAGAUCUCCUAUAAAGCUAAGAAAGGAGAUGAAGUUGAUGAGCUCCUUGCACAAUAUAUCCAGGAUUGUCCAGUCCCAGUCAAAAGACUUGGAAGAGGGUUCUACCUCUUUGGUACCAAAAAGAUCUAUGCUAAGAUAAUGAACUGAAAACUUGUUAUCAGAGUUGGAGGCGGGUACAUGAUAAUCCAGAAGUUUAUUGAAACCUAUGCAGAUCAAGAGUUAGUUAAAAUCAAAUUAAUCCUUGAAAGAGAAGGUUUCACUUCAUUAGACGAACUUGAUCUAGAAAAAUAUUGCCUAAACAAAGGUAAGACAGCAUAUGGCAAUGUGCCAGGAGAAAAAUCUCCAGGAUCCUCUAGCCCAGGAUCUCACGGAGGUAGUUUCAAAAAGAGCUUUAGCAGUGCAGUAUCUAAAACCACUACCAGGUCAAAAACAGUUAAAACAGUGUCUACCACAAAAGUAGCUUAUCAGAACUAA